AUGGCUCGCUUCCCGUCCAUAGUGAUACUGUGCUCGGCCCUCACGGGCUUGAGUAGAGCAGCAGCACUCGGCUCCGCCGAAGAUUAUGCAUCCGGCGCUGUUCACGCCCAAAUCAUGGCGCUCAAGGUGGUCGACCUUUACCACUUCCUGCCUCAUGCCAAGCUAGGCAGCUCUCAAGGUCAAGGCUCAUCUUCAUGGGGUUGGACUUCCGCCGAUGGGCGCGAGUUCGUCGCCAUCGGUCAAUUCGAUGGUACUGCUUUCGCAGAAAUCAGCUCGGAAGGCAAGCUUGUUUAUCUCGGAAGACUCCCACCAUACGAUGCCAUCGGUUCGCGCUGGCGAGAGAUUCGAGUUCUCCGAGACUACGCUGUCAUCGGAUCUGAAGCUAUCAAACAUGGCGUACAGAUCUUCGACAUGAAAAAGUUGCUUGAUCUUGAUCCUGAGAACCCAACAAACUUUACCCAAGAUGAUUUGACAGGUCACUGGGACGAGCUUCCUGUCGGUAGGACGCACAACAUUGUUGUGAACGAGGAACUGAACUACGCUAUGGCUGUCGGUUCAGUUGGUGGCAACGAAACAAUACGGGUGCGCGGUGACCUUCCCUGCCGUGGCGGUAUCAUCUUCCUCAACAUGACUGACCCUUCAAACCCCACAUCCCCAGGUUGCGCAGCUGGCGACGGCUACGUGCACGAUGCUCAAUGUCUCGUCUAUCGCGGCCCGGAUGAGCGGUAUUGGGAAAGAGACAUCUGCUAUGCGUACAACGAAGACACUCUCACCAUCUACGAUGUGACCGACAAAGUCGGUAACGUAACCAACAUCAUCUCCAUCACCAGCUUCCCUGGAGCCGAGUACGUCCACCAAGGCGUCGUCAACAACGAAACAUGGCAGGAGUACAUCUUCCUAGACGACGAGUUCGACGAGCGUGACGCCAAAGUCGGUCCCAUGACACAAGGCCUUCCAACAACUCACAUCUUCGACAUCCGUGAUCUGGAGAAUCCGUUUUACUCUGGCAACUACGAGGGCCCGAGACGUGCCAUCGACCACAACCAAUACAUCUACGACGGCUACUCUUACCAGUCCAAUUAUGGAGUUGGUCUUACGGUUCUUGACAUACGCUCCAUCACCGAGGACCCAACUGGUGGUGGUGUUUGCGAGGCAGGAUACUUUGAUGUAUAUCCCGAAGACGACGAGAAAGAGGGCGGCGGCACAGUCGCAUUCCUCGGCUCCUGGUCUUCCUACGCUGGCUUCAAAUCCGGCUUCAUUUUCGUGCACACCAUCGAGCGCGGCUCAUUCGUCGUCAAGAUGACAUCCAAGGAGUGCGCUAAGCCUGCUGUGUGCAAAUCGGAUUCCUGCUUGACCGCGAUGCGCGCAAGCUCGAUUGCUGGAAGACUGGAGGCUAGUCAAGACUUCUGCUCUGACUUCUUGGUCAGGAAGAAUGAUGAUGUUGGCUUGGUGCCGGACUAUGCGAGAACAGGUUGUGCGGUGGGUAAUGCGACGCAGGAAGUGGUUGCGAGAGUUAGCAGCGCGUGUGCCUGUGUGCCAACGAGCGCGGUACCAGAGCUGCCCAGGACAACGAGCCGGCCGCCUGUACCUACCGUCCUACCUCCAAAGAGAGUCUGA
This is a messenger RNA of Parastagonospora nodorum SN15, 1617 nucleotides long. RefSeq lists its product as hypothetical. Gene Ontology annotation, cellular component: extracellular region. The transcript has 2 exons. Bases 1 to 1617 code for a protein of 538 amino acids. Lineage: Eukaryota; Fungi; Ascomycota; Dothideomycetes; Pleosporales; Phaeosphaeriaceae. The record is from RefSeq and is a predicted model, not a curated record.